This is a messenger RNA of Anopheles funestus (African malaria mosquito), 4584 nucleotides long. RefSeq names its product leucine-rich PPR motif-containing protein, mitochondrial (gene bsf). The coding region runs from base 37 to 4341 and encodes 1434 amino acids. Gene Ontology annotation, molecular function: protein binding. Lineage: Eukaryota; Metazoa; Arthropoda; Insecta; Diptera; Culicidae. The record is from RefSeq and is a predicted model, not a curated record. The transcript is spliced from 4 exons.
GUCAAACAUUGUUCGCGCACGCUUUCGUCAGAAAACAUGGCCUCGAUACUGCGGUCGAGCAAAUUUGUGCGAUAUUUUGCCGGUUUCGCACGAAAUUUAGUGUUUAGCACUGCACGGGAAACGGAAAGCAGCUUCGUUCAGCAAUCGCAGUGUUUGUGCGGCAAUUUCACAAGUGGAUUUGCAACAGCGGCUACUAAGAGUAAGAAUGGACUUGAUAGGUCUUUGAAGCGGCUGGACGAAGAUGUGCGCCGUUCGGGACGAAUCUCUCGGCGGGACCUAGAGGAGGUGCUGGAAGAAAUCCGCAUUAAUCGUUCGGCAACCAGCGCACAGUCUCUAUUGGUGAUUAGAUGUUGUGGAAAUCUCGUCCCGGAAGAGCUACCCGAGGUGCGCACCGCACUUGUGCAGGAGAUAUGGAAGACGUUAAAGAACCUGAACGUUGCUAUGGACGUGUCCCAUUACAAUGCAUUGCUACGGGUGUAUCUUGACAACGAGCAUCCAUUUUCACCGACGGAAUUUUUGGCCGACAUGCAAUCGUUGGGUAUUGAACCAAACCGUGUCACCUAUCAGCGACUGAUCUCACGCUAUUGCCAGCAGGGUGACAUUGAGGGUGCGACUCGUAUUUUGGAGUUUAUGCGUGAGAAACAACUCCCCGUAAAUGAGUAUGUCUUCAAUGCGCUUAUUAUGGGUCAUUCGCAAGCAGACGAUUUGGAAUCGGCUACGGGAAUAUUGGCCGUAAUGGCUCAAGCUGGUCUUCAACCUUCAGCCGACACGUACACGACACUGCUCUGUGGUUACGCUCGAAAGGGUGAUAUUGAUUACAUUUGCAAGACGAUUGAUUCCUGCGAACAGAAGGAAAUAUUCCUGCUCGAUAAGGACAUUCUAGAAAUCAUCUACUCACUCGCCACCAAUGGAUAUCCGGAGAAAGUUGACCAGCUGGUGGAAAAGAUUCGUCGCCAAGCCGGCUACAACCAAGACGCUGUAAACGUAAUCCUUCGACUGAUCAACAGAGGUCAUGAAGAAGUUUGCAUGAAGCUGCUCCGUACAAUGCCUCGUGCUUCGAAAAAUGAUGGAGAGCUGGCCAACACUGGAAGCUUCCUAGUGCGACAGUUAGUGCGCGCCAACCGACCAGCCGGCAAGGUGAUUGCGAUUUGCAAUGAACUACAGGAAGGUGGAAUGAACGAUCGAUCGUAUCUCAUCGCACUUGAGACGGCCCUGAAAGGUGGUGCGGUAGAGUUAAGUUUCGCCCUUUUGGAGGAACUAACCAAACAGAAUCAACCGAUCCGGCAACAUUUCUUCUGGCCGCUAAUGUGCAGCACCAAUCCCGCCAUGACCAAAGAGGAACGUACGGAGAAUGUGCUGCAUGUGCUGCGUACGAUGUCGGAUAAAUUCAACAUCUAUCCGAGCAGUGAAACGGUGCGCGAAUAUGCCGUUCCGAAUCUUCCGGUAAAUAACAAUGAGAUCGUAAUACAGCUACUGCGCAGUGCUGGUAUCUCGCCAGCCGUUGCCAGUUCUAGCUGUGCGUACGUGGCGCUUGAACGGAACAACCUGAAAGAGGCAGCAAACAUCGCUUCCCGGUAUCGUGCGUUCUAUCCGCCCGGUGUGUAUCGUAAACCGCUCGUGCAAGCGCUUUUGCAUUCACGAGACUUUGAGUCUUACGUACGCUUCGCACGUGCCCUGCACGAUGGACUGAAGCGUGCGCGUUCCACCGAAGAGGAAAGCGAACAGGGAGCGGAUGGAGAGAACGGAAGCAGUAUCGAAGCACUGCAGGCCGAAACGAUGGGUAAUCUGAUUUAUGACGCCGUAUCUACCUUCAAAACCGAGCGUGUGGAGGUGAUGCAGAAGAUUCUUACCGGCUUCGUGUCCCAAGGUUUAUCGAUCAGCAAUAAUAUGGCCGAGAAAAUCCAAGAACGAAUGGGCAGCGAGAUGACGGCGGAAAUUUCUGGCAUGUUGUCCAAAUUAGCUGCAGGAGAUUUGGAACUGGUCGAGCUGGAACGCACACCAACGCAGGGACAGCAGCGAGUAAAAACAUCGAUUUCGAGCCUUUCCGUGCCUCAGCUCGAGCGGCUUAUUGCCGAUCUGGAGUCUCGGAAGGAGAACGCUAACACCGUUAAGUCGCAGCUGAUUCGUUCGGUCAUUCGAUCGAACGACAUCGCCAAGACGAAAGAAGUGUUGCAGAAACUGGAGAGCGAAAACUACGUCAUUAGCCCGGGAGUUUACGGGUUAGCGAUUGACAUGUUCGCUACAAACGGCAAGGUAGAGGAAGCUUUCGAACAGCUGGCAAGUGUUAAAGCCAAACAGCCGGACUUUAUGCUGGAUCGUGUGAAGAUUGUACGGUUGGCUAACGGUUUGCUCGAGGGAGAACGCUUCGAUGAUGCACUUCGCUUCCUGGAAGAAAAUGCCCCUUCAGCAAUGGAGCCCGCUAAAGACGAUAACCAGCGGGAGGUAGAUUUUGUGUAUAACAGCGCCUGUUGGCGUCUACUCAACACGCUUGCCGAAAAGGGUAACGUGCAGCAAGUGACCCAAAUGUUCGACCAUCUGCUGAGCAAAGGUUACAUUACACCGCAAAACAUAUUCCUGGGGUCGCUCAUCAAGGUGCACCUGGUACGCGAUGAUCUUCCUGCGGCAAUGAGCAAUUUUGCGGAAAUCUGUCAAAAGUAUCGGCUAACGCCGUGGAAAACGGAACUCACCUGUCGCCUGAUACAAGCGGAAGAUGCCACGAAUUUGCAGCGCUUGACCGACCUCAGCACGGAGGUGCACGGUGAGGUGAACAGUCUGUACGAUCUCGUGUUCGCUUUUGUGGACUGUGGACGCAUUCGGCAGGCACGGAAGAUUCUCGAAACGCCUGGUUUACGCACACGCUACCAACGCAUACAGACGGCGUGCGAACGUUACCAGCAGGAAGGAAAAACGUCCAGCCUGGAAGGGUUGAUGGAAGCGACGAAGGAUCUGAGCCAUAUCGAUCGAAGCGAAAUUUACCAUAAACUUCUGCAGAGUUACAUCGGUGAGAAGGAUGCGGUUAAAUCGCUUGGAUUGUGGACACGCAUGCAGGAAGAAAAUGUUACCCCGUCCGAUGCUUUCUUGGCGGAGUUGGGAGAAUUUUUGAAGAGCAAUGAUUAUGAAGUUCCAUUUGCUAUGCCAGCGCAGCCAUCUGUACCGGCCGGAGAUAGCCAACCGAAGCCAAAGACAAAGGCUGGACAAACUGCUGCACCCGGUUCUUCUGCGGCGAAAGAAUCUACCUUGAAGCAAGGUAACACGAAGCGUCUGCAGAUUACCGGUCCACUGCGUGAACUAAAGCAAGCUAUCAAAGCGAACGAUCCGGACAAAAUCCUUCUGGCAUAUGAACCGUUGAAAACAUCAACAACUAAACCAAAUCUCACGGAACAAUCGGCAAUAAUUGAAGCGCUGAUAAAUCGCGAUCGUCUCUCGGAAGCAUCCAAAAUGGUGCUUGCUCUGUUGGAACAGAAAUUAUUCCCCAUUCCGCGCACGUUUAAGUACUUCCUGAACAAACUUGCGAUCAGUGGCGAUGUGGAAACAUUCGAUCGUAUCGGCUCACUGAUCUCGGAUGACUUGAAGCGUUUGAUUUCCUUCGACAACAGACUCUGCCAUGCGAACGUAUCCAACGGCAAUGCGGAUCAGUACUUACGAAAGCUGGAAGAUGCAAUCGAGAAGGCAAAGGAUAAAGAGCAAGCGAUCGUUGCAGCGAAACACUUCCCGAUCGGUGGUGCGUCUGGCAUUCUUUCUCAACAUCCCGAACUGCACGAGCGUUACGAACAGUUGGCUGAAAAUUACGCCAAAUGGGGCCUGCUUGCACCAGUGAACGCUCUCUGGAUACACUACUUCAUUGCUGGACCAGCAGAAAAGGCAUCCACGAUCUGGAACCGUCACCUGUCGAACAGUUCCCGUAUUAUGUUCCAGAAGAUCAUUCAACAGGCACGCGACACAAAGGACGAUGCGCUGUGUCGACGAUUAAUUGACCAUCUGCACGAAUCGAGUGUAUCGGAGAAGGGUAAGGGUUUGAUCUACAGUUGCAUGAUUGACAUUCUGGUCGCAAAGGAAAACCCUGAAGAAGCACUGGCAGCGCUGGACGAUGGUCUUAAGGUGACCUGCCUGGAGAACGUCAAUCGGACGGCUUUGAAGCGGCUACAGGAAGCUCUAGUGGCGAAGGGUAAAUCCUUCCCGCAUACCAUUCCGGCGAAGAAUGCUAAAGCGGCACAGGAACCGUCGUCUACUAGCAGCAGUGACAGUGACAGCGAAAGCAGUAGUGACGAGGAACCCACCAAAACAGCAGCAGCAGUAACAGCAAAAUCUAGCAGUAAACCCAGCAGUAAAAAUUUGUCGUAAGGUCAACGGCUUGUUAUCCGAUCGGUUUGCGUUUUUAGUCGUAAGUAAUAGGCCAGAAAGCUAAGGAACAAAGCUUAAUAUACACUGGACGUUAGGUAACAGUUCAUCGUCUACAGAUUGAAAUCACCCAGCAUUAGUCAAAGUAUAGAUAUGUACGCGAAUAGCCAUAGUUGGUUUUUCGCUGUUCGCUUUGAAAGCGUGUUCAUAUCAUGGAGCACAAUAAAUUUCGAAGCAGUAACUUAA